Messenger RNA from Paramecium tetraurelia, 3726 nucleotides. RefSeq lists its product as uncharacterized. The transcript has 14 exons. NCBI's taxonomy places the organism in Eukaryota, Ciliophora, Oligohymenophorea, Peniculida, Parameciidae. Gene Ontology annotation, molecular function: calcium ion binding. The record is from RefSeq and is a predicted model, not a curated record.
AUGUAGACGGAUACUAAUUAACCAAACAUUAAACAAAGAAUUGAAAAAUCCAAAACCAUAUCAUAAUCUUCUUACUAUUAAUCUCCUAUUUUAAAGGAUAUACAGCUCGAUUACAUUGAUAGAUUAAAAAAAAUGGAUAAAAACGAUUUUUUUGCUCAAUUGAAUAGUUAGGACCCUUACAAAUACCCCAAAAAAUUAGAAGGCCUUUAAUUUAUUACCUCCAAUAAAAUCUCCUAAGCCCAGGUCAUUUUGCCAAGUGAACUGACAGAUAGAACCAUCUAACUAACUAAAUUUUCUUCAAAUUUAACAAAGAGAGUAGUCAAAGAUAAAAUCCACAGAGGCAUUCCAUUAAAACAUGAUGUAAAAGCACUAGCAGCGUGGACUGAUCUCAUGCUUGAAUAGGCUAUUGAGAAAAACCAAGGACAAUCAGCAAAUAUAUAUGAAGAUUUGUAGUAAAUAUUUUCGCUUUGCUUGAAAGAACUAAUUCGUUAGAUUUCAUUUGAUUGUAUUGAAAAAAGUGUUCUAUUAGAAAAAAUAUGGACAUAGUAUAUUGAUAUUAAUACGUCAGUUUACUAAUCAAUUUUAAAUUAAAAUAAUAUUUUAGAAAAAGACCAUCUAUCUGAAGUAAUGAGAACACAUUAAUUGUACUAAGCAGAAAUAGACAAAUACUUGAUUAUUCAAAAAAAACAAAAGACCGAUAUGGAUUCGGUUUUGGAAAGAUUUGUUAAAUUAAAGGCUAAUGCAAAAUAUUUGAAAAAAAAUAAUAGAUAUUUAAAUACUUAAAUACGAAAUUAAAAAAAUGAAAUUCAAGAAUUGAAAAAUGAGAAUAAAUAAUAUAUAGAUCAAAUUGAAAAAAUUACUGAUGAAUUACAAGAUUACUAAAGGAAUGUUCAGUAAUAAUUUGAACAAUUUUCUAUAUAAGCUCAAAAAUAAUAAAGAAAUGAAACUAAUUUUGAACAUGAAAAUUAAUUAAAAUCAAAAUUAGUAAGAGCUGGUACUGAAAGAAGGAUAACAGUCCAUCAAAUUCCAUAAUAUAAACUACCUGAAAUAAAACCUAUCUAAAGAGCUAAUGGCUUGCAAUUUGAGAAAGUUGAUUCAGAUUAAGAUAAGCUUAAAAAAGUAUUAAAUGAUAGUCUAUCUGUUGGAGAUAUUGAAAUUCUAUUAGAGGAAAAGGCCACAGACACUUGUGAUCUCAUUUAAAUAUUAUAGUUGACAAGAGAGGCAGAAAUUUAAACUAUAGAAAGAAAGAAAUUAUCUAUUCAAAUUCCCAAAUUUGAAUUAAAAGACAGGAGAUAAUAAAUCAUUUAAACAGAAAUCUCGUUUUUAAAUAGGAUAUCAAAGAGCGUUUAGACUGAUCUAACUGAAGAAUUACAGGAAUCUAUUAAAAUGGAGGAAUAACAUCUUGAAUAACUAUAGGUGGCUAUUCAAAGGGCAAGAGAUCAAUACUUAAAAAUCUUUAAUCAAACUCAAAAUUGUGAGCAGCCAUAGAUUCAAGCCAUUUUUGAUCUUUUUGAAGAAUUUUAAAGCAAAUUAAAAGAAAAUCUUCAUUAAUAAAAAGAAACGAGGACUAAUUUGAUUUUAGUUAAUAGUACAUUUAAAGAUGAGAACACAAGAAAGGAAUAGUAGCUGUAGUAAUAUUAAAAACGAGUGUCGGAACUUGAAAAGAACAACGAUUUAGUCAAUUAAGAAAUGGUUGAGUUAGAAGCACAGUUAGAUUUAUAUGAAAAGAUUAAUGAGAAAAUAGAAAAAAAAUAUCAAAGAAUAAAAUCUGUUAAGUCAAAUUUAGUUGAUAAAACUAAAACCUUAGUUGUUCAAUUAACAUAAACACAUAAAUUUGCUGAGAUUAUGAAAAAAAAAAUAUAAGAUAAGAGAAUGAGUUCAAUAACUCCUAUGCAAAUUACUCCAAAAUCUCGGUUUUCAAAUGUUUAGCCUUAAAUAAUACAAUAGAAUUUAUCAAUAAUCCCACCUCAAAUUAUAAUAAAUGAAUAAGUGGAUUCUUAAAAUUAGUAGGAAAACAUUAAUUAAAAUCCAGAAAGGAAUCGAAAAAGCGUAAUGCCUUAAUAAUAGUAAUAAUAAUAAUAAUAACCUUUUUAAAAUGAAAAAAAUUAAAAUUGUUAGUAUAAUAUUUCUAUUCUUCCUUUAUAAGAUAAUUAGACUGCUUAAUAAUUUUCUUAACAACAACAGUCUAACUAAUUUUUAAGCGAAGAUGAUACAAAUGAAUUGUAAUAAAAUUCAGCAAGGAACAAGAACUUAAAUAAACCCAGACCUAGUUAAAGAAUGCAAACCCCAAUAAAUUAAGCAAAGAAAAAAGAAUUAAAAACGCAGAAAAGAGGAUCUAUGAUGCCAUAACAAAACGAAUAAGUGUAAUAUCUCCAGGAUACAAUAUCUAAUUUUAUUUAUUAAAAUUUUUCAUCAUCAGACUCGGAUAGUGAAGAUUCAGAAUAUACUUUAAAAUUGUAAGAAAUUAAAUAAAGAAAAAAAUAAAUUAAUCAGACUAAAAAAUUCUAAUUUUCUUAAGUUCCAAAAUUUUAAAAUAAAUAAUCACUUGAUAGCCCAGGUCUGAGUUAUCUAAAGACAAAUCUAGUAAAAUAGCUUGCUACCAAAUUUGCUUCUACUAAUUAAAAAGAUAUUGUAGCAAAGAUGAAAAAGGGGGCCGUGUUAAAAUUAAUACAAUAAUUUUAUGGGGAGAAAUUAAAAUAAAAUUAAAACAAAACAUCCUUACAUAUUUUAUGUUAUGAAUACUUUUUUAACACAUAUGGAUUUAAGAAUAUUGCUGAAUAGAAAUUAAUUAAUUUUUAUGAAUCAAUAUUUGUUCAUCGAGAUAACAUGAGAGUUAAUUUAUUUGGAAGAUUCUUACAAUUGUUUAGUUCAUUAACACUUGAUGAUUUAGAUAUAUAUAUCAAGACUCUUAAGCAAUUAGAUGAAGAUAAUUAGACACUCAAUACAGAUAAGGGGUAUUUUAUACUGGUUGAAAAGGCAAUUUUAAUUUUGGAGACGAUUCAUUCUCAGAUUCCAUAAGAAUAUAGGAGCAACAUAACUUACGAUAUUAAGUUGAACUACAUAGAAAGAAAUAUGAGACCAUAUAUUGAUUAUGAUUAUUAUAUAAGUAGGAUUUUGACAGGGUAUGAAAUUAUCAAGAAGAUGCACAUGAAACAUUAUUAAGAAGUGUUUAAUUCAGCAGACAUGGAUCUUGAUAAUAUGAUGGAAUAUCAAGAAUUUAAGAAAUUAUAUUAUUAUUUUGAGGUUAAUCAAGGUAAUCAAACUUCAAUUAGUGUAAUGGAAAGAGAAUUCCUGUCUCGAUGUGACUUAACAGCCAAUAAUGAGGGAGAGAAGGCGAUGUCAUUUGAUAGAUUCUUAACAUUUUCAAUAGAGUAGAAUUUAUUUUCUGAAGAGAAAUUUACAAAUUUUGCAAAUAGUGUAGAUGAAUAGGAUCCUAUAAAAACGUUAGAAGAUUUGUACAGAAAUUGGAAUGAUGUAAAGCUAAGGUUGGAAAAUAGAGUGUAAUAUGCAGUAGAAGAGGAGAUAGAAUAUUAUCUGAGUGUUAUAAAAAAGUUAGAUAAAGCUUUAACGUGUGAAGAUAAGAGACAGAGCAUUUGGAUAUCUUAUAGAAUAAUCGACAAUGAUACAAGAUUGAUUUACAUAAAUAAAUUGGUGGAUGAAUUGGUUCCAUAGGGAUUCAACGAGGUGAAGGAAGCACUUAACUAUUCUUCAGAUGAUAACUAUUGA